AUGCCAACUGUUGUAAUUGCUGGAGCUGGAUUAGUUGGAGCUUUGAACGCGUGUUUCUUCGCCAAAAAAGGUUGGAAUGUUCAAAUUUACGAAUUUCGUCGAGAUAUUCGAACAAUGAAACAUGUACAAGGCAGAAGUAUUAAUUUGGCAUUGAGCCAAAGAGGAAAAAGUGCAUUAGAAGCUGUUGGUUUGAAAGAUUAUAUUGUAGAUCAAGGAGUUGCGAUGUAUUCUAGAUUAAUUCAUAAUAAAGAUGGGAAAAAGUUACAGUAGACAACCUUAUGGACAACCGGGAGAGGUUUGAAUUCUUUUUGUUUUGUUGAAAAAAAUGAUUACUGAACUUUUUUCCAGCAUAUUGUGAGUAUCAAUCGACGACAUUUGAAUGAAGUUAUGAUAACUCAGGCAGAAAAAUGUGAAAAUGUCAAAUUCUUCUUCGAACAUAAAGUGAAAAGUGUAGAUUAUGAAAACAAGAAGUUGAUUGUACAGAAGUAAGUUUGAAAUUUUUCUUUAAAAAAACAAAUUCUGAAAUUUUUGAGUAUAUCUCAACCGAGUCGAAUUCCAACAUUUGGACAAAAACAAACGCAUCAAGAUCAUCAAGAAUUCGAAAUUGAAGCUGAUUUGAUAAUUGCAUGUGAUGGUGCUUAUUCAGCUGUUCGACGAAGUUUAAUGACUCUGCCAAGAUUCAAUUUCUCACAAGAAUACAUUGAACACGGUUAUGUUGAAUUGAAUAUUCUUGCGAAAAAUGAUGAAUUCGCUUUGGAAGAAAAUGUUUUCCAUCUUUGGCCAAGAGGACAUUUUACAUUAAUUGCAUUGGCGAAUAAAGACAAAACAUUUACUGUGACAAUAUUUGCACCAUUCGAUGAAUUUGAAAAACAUAUGGCAACUCCUCAAGAUGUUCUUCAAUUUUUCCAAGAAAAUUUCCCGGAUGCUUAUGAACUUUUGGGGGAACAACAUAUUAGUGAAACAUUUAAACGUGUCAAACCACAACCUUUGGUAUCUGUCAAAUGUUCGCCACAUGCAUUUUUUGAUAAUUUGGUUUUGAUGGGAGAUGCUGCUCAUGCGAUGGUACCAUUUUAUGGGCAAGGAAUGAAUUGUGGAUUUGAAGAUUGUUUGGUUUUCAGUGAAAUUUUGGAUAAAAUUGGGGAUAUUGGAGAAAGUAUCAGAGAAUAUUCAAGAGUUCGUGUAAAAGAUGCUCACACAAUUAAUGAUUUGGCGAUGUAUAAUUAUGAAGAGGUUGUUUUUUUCAGAAAAGUUUUUUUUUUUUAAUUCUAAAAACCUUCAGCUCAAAGACUUGGUUAACCAUUCUUCAUACAAACUUCGCAAAAAAUUCGAUUUGUUUUUAAAUUCGAUAUUCCCAAAAUCAUGGAUCCCUCUUUAUUCAAUGGUUACUUUCUCCAGAAUACCUUAUUCAGAAGUUGUGGAAAGACGAAAAAGUCAAGACAAAAUUAUUUUAUCUAUUUUACAUGGUGGCUUUGCUGGGACUUUGGCAGCAAUAGCAUUUGCCCUGUAUAAAUUAAAAAGACAGUAAAAAUUUUGACACAAAAUAAAUAUUUACAACAACAAAAAAUGUUUUUCUUACUGUAGUUUCAAGGUGCAUACGUGCGUUUGUAUAUCGCGUCCUCAAACGAACAAAAAACAUACUGUUUUUUUUCGAAUUCAAAACAUGAGAAAAAAUAUUUUCAUUUUUUGGUUUUUCGUUUGACGUGUCAGCGACAUUUUCGUUUUUUUUUGUUGUCGAAGAAAAUGUUAUAAAUAUCGUAACAUUUCUAUUCCGAUUUUUGGCUUUUCCAUUCCCUAUCUGUUCAAAAUUUGCAUUUACAUUUACAUCUUUCGCCAAGUAUUCGCCCCGCUCUUCGAUUAUUAAACAAACGAAAGAAAUAAACGCCAGAAGAACCAGAUUCGUUUUUUGUUCGCUGUAAUGUGAGCGUUCAAUUUGUUGUAAACAUUAGAAUCGAUUUUCUUGGUUUCUUUCUGGCAAAUGUCAUAUUUCUCUCAAUUUCCAGGAUAGUUAUGGCAAUUUCACAUACUUAAUUGCUAUUAUAAUUGCAUGUUACUUAUCCGAGCAGUUUAACAGGGAAAUUGAGAAGUUGAAAAUAAAAAAUUUAACGUUACGUGAACUCUUUUUUUUAUUUUCAUUUCAAUGAAAAAUUUUCGUAUUUUUCGAAAAAAAACCACCAAUUGCGAAAUAUUCAAUAAUUUCAUAACACUCGCAAGCGUAUCUUCAUUUUCUGCGUCUCUUCUAUUUGCCAAUUUUCUCUUGAUAAUUUUCAUAGAUAAAUAGUCGUUACCUAUCAAACAAAUGUGGGCUCCCAUCUGGUAUUUCUUCUGUUUCUCUCUGUCUCUCACCAGACCACGCCCUUUUCCUUCUAGUUCUUUCCCCUUUUUCCAAUCAAUAGUUUAGUCAUUUGGUUGUGCGUCCCCCAAUUUUUAUGUUUUUGUUCCCUUCUUUUUAUAAACAAAAUUAUACUUUUCAGAAGGUUUUACUCAACUCUAUUCAACUAUUCAAAAAAUGGCGGACAAAUUGAACAUGUCACUCGACGAUAUUAUCAGAUUGAAGAAGAAAACCGAAGUUAAAAGAGAAAAUGGUGGAGGAAACCGGGGAGGUAAUCGUAAACAAUUUCCAAUUAAAAAGGGAGCUGGAGCUCGUAAAAUUAUUGUUGGUGGAAGAGGAAGAGUCCAGGUACAACAACAACAAAGAAAAACAACUGGAGGACCUGUGAGAAAAGUAGCUGCACAAAAACAAGCUACUGUGAAUCAAGCGACAAAGAAAUUGGUGCAAAAACUUGUCAAGGUAAAUUUCUAUACUCUCAAAAUUGAAAGUUCUCAUAAACAUUCAUUUUUUCCAGAAUGCUAUUCGUAAAAGAACAGCGGUUGUCGCUCAAGCUUCUCCAGCAAUUCGUCGUCGCGGCGUACGUUUCUUAUUAACAUUAUCCAUCUUUCUCAAAUUGUUCGGAAUUGAACUCCCCGGCGAAGAUUGAAAAAACAGCUAGAAAUCAGGUCGAGAAUGAAAUCUCGUGCUGAAAACAUUGAGAGCUUCUGAAAGCACUCAUUCGGCGAAUAGCAUACAGUCUAUUGAAAACCUGAUAUAAAGCUAUCAUUGAAUUGAACUAAGCCAAUAAAAAGGCCGAGUCCUUUCUUCUCGUCGUCCAAUUAUUCAUUCGACAAUUUUCGUUUGUUUUUUUGGACCAGGCUUAGGUAAGGUGUUACAGGUUGUCGCUGCGACUACGAAAGCUAUUCAACGUGUUCGAGUUGUGCCACAAACAAAAAUCAUCAGACAACGAAUUGUUGCUCCACCACAACAAGUUAUUCAACAGGUUAGCUUUUGAAUUUAACUUCGGUUGCAGAAUUUUGUGAUAGAUUGUCAAAAUAAAUCCAUAAUUUACAGGUCAGACGAGUUGUUCCAAGAAAUCAACGCCAAGUUAUUCGACAAGUUAUCCAAUCUCCAGUUCAACCACAACAACGUCGUGUUAUCCGUCGUCCACCACCAGCUCAACCAGCCAGAACAGUUAUUGUACAAAGAGUUGGUGGAAAUGGCGGAAGACGUGGAGGAGUAUUCCAAUCGAGACCACAACAACAACAAACUAUUAGAAGAAGAGUUCAACCACAAAAUAAUCAAAGAGUUGUUCAAAUUCAAAGAAAACCAGUCAGACAACAACAAGUGAGUUGGAUUUCAAAAAAAAUUUUAUUUUGAAAGAAUUAUUAAUUGAUAUUUCAGCAAUUCGAACGUGUUGUUGAAGUUGUUCGCCGCCCACAACAAAACCGUCGUCCAAACUUCAGAAAUGAAGGAGGAAACAAUCAAAGAACUGUUGUCAGACAGGUUUGUAUAAUAUUUCAAAAAUUCUGUGAGAAAACUAAAACUUAAUUUUUUCCAGGUAAAAGCUUAUCAACCAGUUCAAUAUGUCACCGAAAGAGUUGUUAGUCGACGUGGCCGCGGAUUCAAUAACAACUUCUAA
Molecule: messenger RNA, 3950 nt
Organism: Caenorhabditis angaria
Lineage: Eukaryota; Metazoa; Nematoda; Chromadorea; Rhabditida; Rhabditidae
Source: the annotation of a GenBank genome assembly